Messenger RNA from Eruca vesicaria subsp. sativa (arugula), 1249 nucleotides. Lineage: Eukaryota; Viridiplantae; Streptophyta; Magnoliopsida; Brassicales; Brassicaceae. The record is from the annotation of a GenBank genome assembly.
GACCCAAAUGACCAGAACGGAGAUCUUAAACCCGACCCGGUUCCCCUCUCUCAAAUCCCCACACUACAGCGGCGGCGGCGGGGACGCUAGCUUCAUGGAACAGCUCCUCCUCCACUGCGCCACCGCCAUCGACUCCAACGACGCCGCAUUAACUCACCAAAUCCUCUGGGUCCUCAACAACAUUGCCCCUCCCGACGGUGACACCUCAACCCAACGACUCACCUCCGCCUUCGUCCGCGCGUUGCUCUCACGCGCCGUCUCCAAAAUCCCCACACUCUUCUCCACCGUAUUCCAACCACCAACCGACGAAAUCCACCGGUUCUCAGUCGUGGACCUCGCCGGGUUCAUCGACCUAACUCCCUGGCACAGGUUCGGUUUCAUCGCCGCCAACGAGGCGAUCUUAACCGCCGUGGAAGGCUACUCAACGGUGCACAUCGUUGACUUGAGUUUGACUCACUGUAUGCAAAUCCCUACUCUCAUAGACGCAAUGGCAAACAAACUCAACAAACCUCCGCUUCUAAAACUCACUGUAGUCUCCUCCUCAGCCUCAAGCUUCCCACCGUUCAUCAACAUCUCCUACGAAGAGCUCGGUUCUAAGCUCGUCAACUUCGCCACCACUAGAAACAUAGAAAUGCAGUUUACAAUCAUACCUUCAACGUACUCGGACGGCUUCUCCUCACUGCUGCAACAUUUACGAAUCUACCCUUCUUCCUACAACGAAGCACUCGUCGUUAACUGCCACAUGAUGCUCCGUUACAUCCCCGAAGAAACCCUAACUCCGUCAUCGUUAUCUCUCCGAAACGUUUUCUUGAACCAACUAAGAUCUCUGAACCCAACACUCGUAACCCUAAUAGAAGAAGACGCGGAUCUCACGUCGGAGAAUCUCGUCACGCGGUUGAGAUCGGCGUUUAACUACUUCUGGAUCCCUUUCGACACGACGGACACGUUUAUGAGCGAGCAGAGGAGGUUGUACGAGGCGGAGAUAAGGUGGAAGAUAGAAAACGUGGUGGCCAAGGAAGGUGUGGAGAGAGUUGAGAGGACGGAGAGUAAGGAAAGGUGGCUUGAGAGGAUGAGAGAUAAUGAGUUCGGUGGGGUUAGGGUUAGAGAAGAGGCGGUUUCGGAUUUGAAGGCGAUGCUGGGGGAGCACGCCGUUGGAUGGGGGAUGAAGAAGGAUGAUGAUGAUGAGAGUCUUGUGCUGACGUGGAAAGGUCAUAGUGUUGUGUUUGCUACCGUUUGGGUUCCGAUUUAG